This is a messenger RNA of Funneliformis caledonium, 380 nucleotides long. The record is from the annotation of a GenBank genome assembly. NCBI's taxonomy places the organism in Eukaryota, Fungi, Glomeromycota, Glomeromycetes, Glomerales, Glomeraceae.
GAGGAAAUAAAAAUGAUAUAAAUCAACAUGGCUAUACUUGUCAAUAUGAUUCUGAUUCCAGUUCAAUGGUUAUGGACUUUGAUAAAGAAUCAAUAUUUAGUAAAUUAUUAUAUGAUAUAGAAUUUCGUCUUUAUUUAAUUAGUUUAGCAGAUAAACUAUCUAUUAUGAUCUUUAGUUUAAGUGCUUCUAAAAAGGAAGUAGAAGUAUGGAAUAAUAAUAUAAAAAUUUUACAAUAUGAAGGUAAUUCACUAGCAAAUGUUUGGCAAAAAGUUAGAAUUUUGGGAAAAUAUCAGGAUAUGCAAUUAUUUGGAUUUGAGCAUACAUAUACACAAUCUGAAUUGCAACGAUUAUAUAUUUCUAAAUAUCAACUAUCUCAAUAG